AUGGAUAAUGGUCGUGUUCAAUUCAUUCCUAUGAAUAUAGGAUUCUUUAUUAUCAAACUACAAUCUGUGGAGGAUAGAGAUAAGAUUUUGAAUGUUGAAGCUUGGAUGUUUGAACAACAACAACUUAACCUAAUGGAAUGGUUUCCAGGUUUUGAUGCUGAUAAACAUAAUACUACUAAUGCAACGGUUUGGGUUAAGGUUCCAGGCUUAGCUGUUGAAUACUGGAUAGAGAAGACGUUAUUGGCAUUAGGAAAAACCCUAGGCACACCAGUUGUUUAUAAGCGCACUUUGGCUCAUGAGUAUGGGUAUUUUGCGUCAGUUCUAAUUCAUAUCAAUUUUGCUGAACUGAAUACGGAUGGCAUCUAUGUAACAGUGGGGGGUCGUGAAUUUUGGAAACCUAUAGAGAUCUUAAAAAGACCUAAGUUUUGCACAAAGUGUAAUAUCAUAGGUCAUGUUGAUUCUGAAUGUAGAAAGAAACAAAAUAAUGGUGGUAAUGCUCCACAACGUAUUCAACAUCAUAAUUCGGAGCAGCUACAGAUUUCAGCUAACGCUCAUCAGGAUAAUCAGGUAAUGAACAAGGAGAAUAUGGGUGGCUCGAUCACUAAUGUUAUGAAUGCUUAG
Molecule: messenger RNA, 621 nt
Organism: Papaver somniferum (opium poppy)
Lineage: Eukaryota; Viridiplantae; Streptophyta; Magnoliopsida; Ranunculales; Papaveraceae
Exons: 1
Coding region: 1-621 (206 amino acids)
Source: RefSeq, a predicted model, not a curated record